Emys orbicularis (European pond turtle) is the source of this 1358-nucleotide messenger RNA. RefSeq names its product LysM domain containing 3 (gene LYSMD3). Gene Ontology annotation, biological process: Golgi organization. The transcript is spliced from 2 exons. The record is from RefSeq and is a predicted model, not a curated record. The coding region runs from base 1 to 921 and encodes 306 amino acids. Gene Ontology annotation, cellular component: Golgi apparatus. NCBI's taxonomy places the organism in Eukaryota, Metazoa, Chordata, Testudines, Emydidae.
AUGGCCGGGAGGAGCCAGCCCCCAGCCGGAGCCCUGCCCGCCGCGGGCAGCAGCCGCGCGUACCCGUUUGGAAACGGUCUCCAGGCGGACAGCGAGGCGCAGGAGGAGGACGGGGAAGUGUCCGAGCUGCGCCCAAGAGGGAGGGAGAAGGUCCGACGAAGUACCUCGCGAGACCGGCUGGAUGAUAUUGUGCUACUAACGAAGGACAUCCAGGAAGGCGAGACUUUAAACGCGAUAGCGCUGCAGUAUUGUUGCUCGGUUGCAGACAUCAAGAGGGUCAAUAAUCUUAUCACUGACCAGGAUUUUUUUGCACUGAGAUCUAUCAAAAUUCCAGUGAAGAAGUUCAGUGUAUUGACUGAAACGCAUUGCUCUCCAAAAGGCAAGCAAGUUUCAAGACCUUUAUCAUCUACUCAGUUUUCCCCAGAAUUCCAAGGAACAUCACCAGCUUCUGAUUCAUUUUCCUGUAAUGAGACUGUAGGCAACUUCUUGAAAGAAGUGGAUCGCGAUAUAGAACAAAUAGUAAAGUGCAAUGAUACAAAAAGAGAGAAUCUUAAUGAAGUUGUUUCUGCCUUAUCCGCACAGCAGAUAUGCUUUGAACCUGAUGCUAAAACCAAAAAGCGGAAAGAUCCCUAUUACGGAGCAGACUGGGGCAUAGGAUGGUGGACAGCAGUGGUGAUAAUGUUGGUGAUUGGCAUAAUAACUCCAGUUUUUUAUCUCUUAUAUUAUGAGGUUUUAGUGAAAGUGGACGUUAGUCACCAUUCUACAAUGGAAUCUGCCCACUCACUAGUCACAGCACCAUCGCAACAAAAACAAAUUGAAAAUGGAAUAAAUCCAGCAAACAUUAUGAAUGUUGAGAGUGAGGAGGAGCUUCAGCAUUACAAUGGAAAGUCCCAGGAGACUGUUCAUAGACAUAUAACAUAACUUUCACAUGAAGAGAGAAACCGUAUAGAAUGCGAAAUGCAUCUGGAAUGCAAAGAAUAGAUAUUAAUGAUGUAUACAUUCCUUCUUUUUGGGCAGUAUUAAAGUACAAGGAUGCUUUGCUUCCUUUAUUUAAAUAGUUGUGGGAACCUGCCAUAUUUACAUAGGAAAUAAUCCUUCUGUGGGUCAUUUAAACUGUCAAGCAUGUUGACAGAUGACAUUACCAGAUUUAAUGUGAGGUUGUCAUGCUAUAAAUGUGUAUGUAAACAGGUAUUUUUGAAAGGCUUUGCACUUUUUUCUAUUUAAAUAUAACCUGUUUUGUUUUUAAUUAACGAUUGCUGUUAAGGUGCAGUUCUGACAAACAUGAGAUAAAUGAGUACAGUUGACUAUAAUUUGCUAUGUGAAAGCAUCUGCUUCAGCAUGUUUAAUUUUAAAAAUAA